CGUAACAAUCGCGCUCGCUUCGUUUCGCAAAUAAAUGCCCCAUCAUUCUGCACGACGAAGCCUACUUAUCGCAUUGCGGGAGCCACGACGCUUCAGCAGUACCGCCGCCGAUUAAAGUAUUACAGUUGUGUGUUGCGUUGAUUGCGGAUUCCGCUGCGGAAGUGCUUCAGUUCAAAGUGUUUCGAACAGAAACCAGUCGCAAACCGCUUUGGAGUAGCACCUUUAGCACCUGAAAACAGUAUGGGCAAGACGGCUAACAGCGACGAUGGUUACCAGCGCGGGGUAUACGGGGCACUGCGUGUCCUGAUGCACUUCAUUGCUGCUGUCGUAUUCACGUACGGCAUCUACUACGACUUCCAAUACGUUCAUUUUCCUCCGGAAAUGUGGCGGCCGGGUGGAGAGUUCGGCGGUAAACUAAAAUUUCUCACCGUGUGGGAUGCGAUUCUGCAAGCAGUUUACUUCACAAUAUGUCUACUGAACGAUUUCAUCGGUACGAACGAGGUGGCCCCCAAGCGGAUGCCGCUGAUCCGAAAGGUGAAGGAUUACACUCUGGCUGCGUUCGCGUUCCCCGUGGCGCUGAAUGUUGGCGUAACCUUCUGGACACUGAUGGCAAUCGACCGUGAGCUAGUCUUCCCUAAAGCGCUCGAUGCUGUUUUCCCCGGAUGGCUAAACCACGUAAUGCACACAAAUAUUGUGAUCUUCAUCAUCUUGGAAAUCUGCACCAGCUUCCGACAGUACCCUUCGCGUCGGGCCGGAUUGACUGGACUGGGUAUCUUUAUGACCGCAUACCUCGGGUGGCUGCACGUUAUUCGGCACUUUGGUGGUAUCUGGGUGUACCCGGUGCUGGAAGUGCUGAACAUGCCCCAACGUUUGGUGUUUUUCGCCGUAAGCCUCGUGUUCUGCGUGGGACUGUAUCUGCUUGGGGAGUUCUUCAACAAUUUAAUCUGGACAAAGGAACUGAAGCAAUUGAAGGCACAGGCAGGAUCGGCGGCGGGUACGAUCGAACACCAAAUGAUGAACGAUGUAUAACGAGCCAAACAUUUUCAGUGCAGAAAACAAGCCCCUUCUACUUACAACUCGAAAGUGGAGCCGAAAACGAUGCUCGAACGUAUUUCGAAUUACUUAAACAUCCAAAAUUAUUUCAUAAAAUCAAUACGGGAGGCAAAAGACCAGCAACGUAGAAUAACGACACAAGUUACGUAGCUCAUGGUGGCAAUUUUCCUGAAAAUAUGAACAUUGCCAACCAUGACAAAACCCUUUGAUAACCGCCUGAUAUUGUAUUUGAGAAUGCCCAAAAAACAUUCAAUUAAAUAUAUAAAUAAUAGCAUUUGCCCUUCAAGCGCCUGAUUCGCGCCAUUUUCGUAUUGAUCGGUGAUAGGUAUAACCCUUUUACACCAAUUAGGCUCUCGUAACUUUUUUGCUGUGUAUUAAUAUUGGCAUCUCUCGUGGAAUCAAUAAUUUGGUAGUGUCAGGAGGGUAUUUUCCUGGCAGAGGUGGAACAAUUUUUAUCGUAUUUAGAUGUGAUUGAAUUUUGUCCAUUUGAUCGUCUCACCCAGUGUAAUUCUAUAGCAUGGAAAAGCACCAAAAACCACUAGCAUACAAGCUAAGCGUAAAAUAGAAAAUGUUCCGCACAGCCGCGGCUAGAAACUGUCCAGAAGUUUUGUGUUUCGGCGAUUUCCAUAGUGUCAGGUUUGGCAAAUAUAUAGUUCUACUGCAACAAUAGGUAAUAUAGAUUAUAUUGCAGCAAAGAAAUAGCGUCGGUGAUGGUCGGUACAAAUCAACCGAAUUACCCGAGCACCGUGAACCAACAAAAAUUCAAACCACUAAUAAUAAAAUCAUAAAAACCUGCUUGGUAGUGUAGCGGAUUGCCAGCAGAGUUUGUUGUUCGAUGCUUUCGCCGUUGCGUGUACUCACUUUUCUAAGUAUUGCGUGUGAAUGUAAUUUUAGACGUAAUUUCGAUGCCCCGCAUAAAACCGUAGAUAGUGAAUGGUAAAUAUUCGAUUGAAUAUUGACCACCUACAUAAAGCAUGCUGUCAAUUUUCGGUUCUUGGUGUAACUUGAUGAACGGAGGCGCAUAACGAAUCGCGUGCGUGUGGUAUCCGUCACCAUUCUCUCUACGAAGCGCAUUCGAACUGCUUACAUUUCGUAACGAUAAAACACGUGGAAACCCGAACA
This is a messenger RNA of Anopheles bellator, 2175 nucleotides long. RefSeq names its product androgen-induced gene 1 protein-like. The coding region runs from base 241 to 1029 and encodes 262 amino acids. Gene Ontology annotation, cellular component: endomembrane system; membrane. NCBI's taxonomy places the organism in Eukaryota, Metazoa, Arthropoda, Insecta, Diptera, Culicidae. The transcript has 4 exons. The record is from RefSeq and is a predicted model, not a curated record.